CCUGCGGUCUCGGGACGGGCUUACCUUACGCCGCGCGCAGCCGUUGCUGCCCGCCGCCGACGAGGCCGGCCGAGCCCCGGACCCCGGCAGGGGGUGUGGCUGCCGGCCCUGCAGUCCGCGACAGGUGGGCUGGGCGGGGCGGGGGCGGCCGCCGAGGCCCCAGCUCUGUGCGCCUCCGGGUCGCGGCCUCGGCGCGGAACGGGCCGAAAAGCGGCAGCGACCCCGGGCUGUGGACCCUUCCGCCCCAGCUGCUCGAGGCUGCUCUUGGGGCCGCGCCGAACCGAGGGCCGCGGGAUCCGUCGGGCGCUGAGGGCCUUGGGCUGCCAUCGUGGAGUCCAGUUGAAGUCUGGCACUUGCGAGCUGUGAGACCUUGGCCAAGUCAGCGUCAGCUCUCGCCCUGGCCUGAGUUUUCCCAUCUGUAAUGGAUGUCUGGACUAGAUGAUCUGCGAGGACCUGCCUGUUCUGACGUGUGUGAUUUCGAGAGACCCGCAUACUUUGGAAGCUGCUAGACGGAAAACUUAGCUUGAAGUCCAUGGCCCAAAAUGACUCUACCACUGGAGACUCUGUUCAGUAAAGAAGACAACCAGACAGGAGGCUGGGAUGAGCAUGCCACUGCACCAGAUCUCUGCCAUUCCAGCCCAGGAUGCCGCCUCUGCUAGAGUCUACAGAAGUAAGACCAAAGAAAAGGAGAGGGAAGAGCAGAAUGAGAAGACUUUGGGACAUUCCAUGAGUCAUUCAAGUAACAUUUCUAAGGCUGGGGGUUCUUCGUUGGCGUCGGCUCCGGUGUCCGCCUUCUCUCGCACUUCUGUCACACCAUCCAAUCAGGACAUCUGCAGUUCCAGUGCAGUGUGUUCUGAGUGUUGUCACCAAAGUCCCGUGCAGUCUGCCGUUGUCUUGAAAGCUCCUCAAUGCCAGAGUUCUCUGACACAAGGGCUCACUGUGACAGUUGUCUGUAAGGACACAUUGUCAAAGAGAAACUCCUGUGGUUCAGAACGGACCCAGGCCUUGAAGCCUGCUGACAAUACCAAAGCCAGAAGAACACUAAAGUUCUCAAAAUCCCUAAACGAUGUGGGUGAGAAGGCGCAGGAUACUUUGGAAAGUUUUGACUAUGUGGAAAGAACUUGCUCUGAAGGGAAAUUGAUACUCCCUCAAGAUCCAGGUCUCAGAAUUAACAGGUUCCAUCAGAAGGAAAAAAGAGCGCUGCAUCGCAAACCUUUUGGCAAUUCCAAACAUUCUUGUGUUUCAUCCCUUUCUGCCAAUCAUUCGGCUGCCUCAGAGUUGGAAGCUGGCAAGGGGGGCGUGCACGUCCCUCUUCUGGAAGAGAGAGCGGAUGGUGAAGCUGUGUCUAGGAGCCGGCGACUGCUCCGGUACCUGUUCUCGCUCUCGCACGGCUCGAGCGCCAGCAGCCUGCACAGGUUCCAUGAGCUGGAGGGCCGCGCUGCACCCCUGCACGCCGCCAAAUCCUCCAGCGGUCUGGCAGGCAGCAUGGCCUUCUACUCCGAUGAAAUGGGAGACGACGAUGUGUUUGAGGACAGCACGUCUGCAAAGUGGAAGAGCAAGGUCCUGCGGGCACCCCUCUGUUCAGUGGAGAAGGACAGUGACCUGGAUUGUCCUUCUCCUCCCUCUGAGAAAUGCCCCCCCAUAUCUCCUGUGUCCACGUCAGGGGAUGCCUGCAGGAUCUGCCACUGUGAAGGGGAUGACGAGAGCCCUCUGAUCACCCCCUGCCGCUGCACAGGGAGCCUCCACUUCGUGCACCAGACCUGCCUGCAACAGUGGAUCAAGAGUUCCGACACGCGCUGCUGUGAGCUCUGCAAGUACGAGUUCAUCAUGGAGGUCAAGCUGAAGCCUUUGAGAAAAUGGGAAAAGUUGCAGAUGACAGCCAGCGAGCGCAGGAAGAUCAUGUGCUCAGUGACGUUUCAUGUCAUCGCCAUCACCUGUGUGGUCUGGUCCUUGUACGUGCUCAUCGACCGCACCACUGAGGAGAUCAAACAUGGACAGGCAACAGGAAUUCUAGAGUGGCCCUUUUGGACUAAAUUGGUGGUUGUGGCCAUCGGGUUUACUGGCGGACUUCUUUUUAUGUACGUUCAGUGCAAAGUGUAUGUACAAUUAUGGAAGAGACUCAAGGCUUAUAACAGAGUAAUCUAUGUUCAAAACUGUCCAGAGACAAGCAAAACAAAUAUUUUUGAAAAAUCUGCACUAACAGAGCCCAACUUUGAAAAUAAAGAUGGACCUGGAACCUGUCAUUCCGACACAAACUCUUCUUGUUGGACAGAACCUGAAGACACGGGAACCGAAAUCGUUCACGUCUGAUUUUGUGGAGGGUGUAGCUUUCCUGGACAUCGAUGAACAGCUGAAGGAAAUUGUUUACUGCCAAUUGUGUACCUUUUCUUAUGUCCUUUAAUAGCAUAGACCAGGCAGGUGACUGUUUUUAAUGGCUUCUCUUUUUCUAAACCCUCCUUAGUGAAUCUCCUGGAAGGCCCUCACAUUGGCCGUGCACGGCGGGGCCCCACCUCCGCUAGCACUUCCACGGGAAGGGAGGUCCCCAUGACCCUGUGAUGGGGAGCUGACUGGGUUCUGGCCCACGAAGCCUUGAACAGUGAGAAUGAAACGCCACACCUGAGGGAAGAGCAGGAGGCGGGUGGCACCGGGCCUUGGCGCCCCGCCUGACCCAGGGAGCGGCGUGUGUGGGGGUGUCUGUAGUCUGGCCCAGGGACUCCCUCCUCGCCGAGGAGAGCCUGAGGAGAUGAGCUCCCCCUGCCGAUGCUGCCGCUGACGUUUACCCCGAGCGGACGGGCAGUGGUGCUCUGUGCAUGGUGGGGCGUCAUUCACCAAGCAAACAGCACUUUACAAAGAGAGAAUCUUUAUUUUGUAGUGUGUGUGUCCAGUGCGAUCGGCGUUUAAAAGAACGUCUCAUUUAGAAGCCUUCCCUUCAUGACCCUGGUUAUCUAGCUCUUUUACGUUAUUAUGGAUCUAAGACCCUUUUUGCCUUAUAUAUUCUAAGAAACGUGACAUCUGCUCUGUGUCCAUAAAAGGAACUUGUGGCUACAAAGGCAGGAUAAACAGGCCUGAGGCUUUUUCCUAAUGUUUCAUGGGAAUUAAUGGACGCCAGAUGGCAAUUUGAGCGUAAUUCCUGUGGUUUCAGGCUUAUUCUAUGACAAGUGUUUAUGUCAUAGGCUGCCCCAAACAUUUUUUUGUCAACACUGAAAAAGGUUUUGUGAGAUCUAAACAAAAGGAAGGAAGGAAGGAAUUAGAACAAAACUGAAUGUUUAAAAAUGAUUCUUUAUGGAUAAACCUCUCCAGUUUGUGCUGGCUUCCCACUGAAAGAGUGAGUGCACACUGCCCUGGUCUGGGGCAUGCUCACUGCAGGCGCUCCGGGGCGCCGGCCACCUUGGACAGCUUCUCCCGGGAGGCUCUGUGGAUCACUGCCCAGGGCAGAGUGACAGACAGACUGGCACUGGGACAAAGGCCAGGAGUGAGUAGCAAACUGCCGUGGCCCUACUGUGUCACUGCCCCCAGCCACACCUGCACCCAAUUUAUCGCCUUAACUGGACUGGACAGAGAGGAUUACAGAGAGGCCCUGUAAUCAGUUCGUUCUGUCAUCAGGGAUUAUCUCCUGUACCAUUUUCAUAAGACAAAACCAAAAUCACUACCAUCAAAUGGCCUUUGUCGCUUUAAAAAGUCUGCUUAAAAUUCUGUUUUUAAAAACCAGUUUCUCUGCACCAGGUAAAUGAGUCAUCUCCAGAAAAAUAGGCCAAGAGGGUCUGCAUGUGACAUGAGCAUGCCCAUACUGGCAUCUGCAGAGCCUCCUGUAAGGGGAAGGUGGCUUUCGGGGUGGGUGGGGGUCCUGCCCUCAGUCCUCUCAGCGUUAGGUGUCCCACCUGUCCUGUGAAGAGGAUGAAGCAAACAAGAUGAUCCUUUGCCUUCCAGAGUGGAAGUGCUGUGGUUAGUUUUGAAAGCCAGGAGGAGGCCGAAGUGUGUCGAAGGGCGUGUGGUAGCAGGCUUUGCCCUGCCGCCUCCUCCCAUCCAGUCUGACUCAUCAGGAUCACGGGUCCCGGGCUCAGAGCUGCUGUGCCGUGGCCUUCCUCUGGCUGGGCAGGCACUGUCCAGCCAUGGCCAACCCCUGAAAAUAGGUCAGCCUGCUCGCGCUUGUGCUCUCUCUGUCUCUGUCUCUGUCUCUGUCUCUCUCUGUCUCUCUCUCUGUCUCCCAGGCCACAUCCACUCUGCACCUAUGUUCACUGUGCCCCAAAGUGCAAUUACCUAUACCCCUUCUCAGCCUGGGGACUCCAGGCAGCUACACACUGUCCACUCAGGGGAGCUGAGUUUUGGUCAGCCCUGCCUCUGCCCCUUAGAAACUGCCCAGGCAAGGCCUCUUGUCCCCGCCAUCUUUUUAAAGCGGAUGAGUAGUCUUGUGAAGACUGGGAUAGAUCUUUAAGUGAGAGUCCUUCCCCCUCCUUUGAUGAAGCCCCUUAUGCUGAAGCUGAAAGUCAUUGAGACUUCCCGCAGAUAGAAAAGUGUGCUUUAGGUAGGGAUUGCGGCUGGGCUGCCCACCCAUCGUGGCUGGCACCCCAUAGGGCAAGGUGCCUUUAUAACCAUGACUGCUGUGUUGUUCCCACGCCUGACUGGGCUCUCAUGCGAAACCCUUACUUCUUUUCAGGAAGGACUAACACCAUCUCAUCACCUCCACUAAGCUCCUAAAAGCCUUCUGCCUGGGGACAGUCCAUCCUGUGUCCUUCUUUCCUAUCCUGGAAUGGCACACAGAUGCCCCCUUGCCUUUCUCUUUUCUUGUAGGUUCUAGUUGAGCUCCUGUGACCCCCCUUCUGAGUCCCAGCUGUAAUCCCCACAGAGACUGAACUGGGAAGCCAGAAGCCCUGGGAAGGUGGUGCUGUGCUGCCAUCUAGUGGAGGAAGCAGGUCCGCCAGGUGGACCUUUAAUCCACAUCAGCUUGCCCUCUAGUUUGUUCUUUGGGGGUUAUGUAUUCCCCAAGUUCCCCCCAUUCCGCACUUGGCUUUGUGUGAGGAUGGCCCUUGGGUGAACCAGAAAUGAGGGAUGAGCCUGUGGGUUUCAGGGCCAGGAGGGCUGGUACUUGGCGUCCUGUCAAGGGGGGGGAGGGAAGUGUGGCCUUAGGGGUGUUGCCAGCUAGCCCUCUCUGAUUUGGCCUCUGCUUCCCCAAAAGUUGCAGUAUGGCUCCAGGGCUUCUGACUUUGGCCGCCAGCAGUAGUUUGAUUUUAAGAAUUUUAAGCUGAUUUUAAGAAUUCCUGGAAACUUUAAAAAGAUUUCAUCCUGCUCCAGCCCUCUAUUGUCUCUUCCUUUUUCUGCCUCCUUCCACUGUUUUCAGUCUUACGGGUCAAGUUUUCAGCCUUGCCGGUCCCCUCGGUGGCUCCAGAGGUGCAGCCCCCAGGCAGCGGGCCAGUGCGAGAGCCGUAGGCAGGGCUGCACAGUUAGGGCUGCUUCUGCUUCUGCUGUCUGCUGGGCGGGCCACAAGGCUGGCCCAGGCCUGCCAACAGCAGGGCUAAGACCCACGAUGCUGUGCAUUUGGCCUGAUGCAAAGACACUCUUUGAAUACUUUCCCUUUUGGAUCUGUUUUAAAACAUGCAGCUUCCCUCUCCAGCCCAAGGAAAGACGGAAACAUAGGGAAAUAAAAGCAUUUAUCUUUAUUUUGGGAGUAAUUAAGUUGUGCAGCUAUUCAUGUAUUUAGAUGCAAUGUUUAUAGAAAGCUGAUUGUUAAUAAAAACCAAAUUUACACUGGCAUGUGUGGUGUAGUUUCUAAAAGGCACUUCACAUUUGAAGAUUUUCUUAACUUGGAAACUUUCUAGUUCUCUAAAUGUCUGGUUUUGUAUCCUUUUGUGUAUGUUCACUGUUUCUCAGUAUUACCACUUGAAUAAUUCUUGGGGGGGUUGUGUUAUAUACGGGGUGUCUAAUUGCAGCAAUAAAGCAUCUCUUUAAAAAGG
Molecule: messenger RNA, 5948 nt
Organism: Suricata suricatta (meerkat)
Lineage: Eukaryota; Metazoa; Chordata; Mammalia; Carnivora; Herpestidae
Gene: MARCHF8
Product: membrane associated ring-CH-type finger 8
Exons: 8
Coding region: 601-2310 (569 amino acids)
Biological process (GO): protein polyubiquitination; antigen processing and presentation of peptide antigen via MHC class II; immune response
Cellular component (GO): lysosome; late endosome membrane; early endosome membrane
Molecular function (GO): ubiquitin protein ligase activity; MHC protein binding; zinc ion binding
Source: RefSeq, a predicted model, not a curated record